AAAUAAGUUGAAACCCGCCGCAUGUAAUGAGGAUGAGAAGUCUCAGGUAGCGAUGCUGAUCACAUUCAUCUAUCGCUAUCACUAUCAACGAGUAUACAGUAUCAGUAGUCAUGGAUUGGUUUAGUUUCAUCCUAUCCCUCUUGGCCAUCGAGGUCAGUUUGUUCACAUCACUCACAGCAGCUGAGUGUUCGCCCCUCCAGAUCCAUCGACCCUCUCUCCCGGGUAUCGAAGUGGUGGCGUCGAUGGUCUUCCCUGUGUUCGACAUGGAGAUUGACGGACUUCAAGUCAAUCCAAUCAAGCAUCGUCGAGUCAGCGUGACCUUCUGCAAUGUCAGCCUGACUUACACCCACCCCGGUUGGGAUGAUUUGAUUAACAUCAAGGUGUGGCUACCUCUCUCGGGUUGGAACAAGCGCCUGCAGGGCAUCGGUGGCGACGAUUUUGCGGGGACCCGCGGUGACAGUGCCACGGCCAUGGCCGUGGCCGAGGGGUAUGCAGCAGUUAGCUCCGACUUGGGGCAUAAUGCAUUCGCCCCGUCGGCACGAGAAUGGGCGCUCGAUGACGAGUCGGGGCAUGUGAACGUGGCCCGGCUGCUGGAUUUCUCCUCCGUCGCUCUGUCCGAGAUGGCUAUUCUGGCGAAAGACGUUGUCCAACAAUUCUACGGAGAGGUGCCGAAGCGUUCCUACUGGAACGGAUGCUCCGGGGGCGGCCGCCAGGGAAUGGUGCUCGCGCAGAGGUUUCCCGAUGCUUUUGAUGGGAUUUUAGCGGGUUCUCCAUCUCUCAGCUGGGCGCAUUCGAUGCCGGCGAGCUAUUGGUCCAACUUUGCGAUGCGUCUGCUGAACAUCCAUCCAUCUCCCUGUGUGAUGAACGCUAUUGCUGCGGAGGUCAUCAAGGCCUGCGACGAUCGUGAUGGAGUCAUCGAUGGAAUCAUUACCGAGCCAGACCUUUGUGACUUCAAUGCGCUUCUCCUUGUCGGCAAGCAUGUCGACUGCGGUGAUGGAGUCGACGUUGAGAUUACGCUUGAUGUGGUCAUUCUGGCCCAGAAGAUGUGGCAGGGCAUGCGCGAUCAGUAUGGUGUGCCUUUAUGGCAUGGCUUUUCACGAGGUUCGUUGUGGCAUGGCACUGAGUGCUCCUCAUCAGAAGCGGUCCACAAUCAUAAUUGCAGCCCUACGCUCUAUCGCGUUGUGAUCGACUGGCUGUCGCUGUUCCUCGCGCAGAACCCAGAUCUAGAUCUAUAUCAGUUGAAGUUGACAUAUCCAGAGUUUGAAGGCUUGUUCCGUCUCUCGGUCGCCGGCUAUCGGUCCAUAAUCAGCGCCGACUCUCCUGACCUUCACGAAUUCAAGAAGCGCGGCGGUAAGAUCAUUCACUGGCAUGGGCUGAACGACGAGAAAAUAGCUCCCGGUGGGUCCAAGGCCUACUAUGCGGCCGUGGCAGAGCGUGAUCCUGCGGUCAGGGACUUUUACCGGUAUUUCGAGGCUCCAGGGGUCGGCCACUGUGGCUCAGGGCCGGGCCCUGCUCCUUCGGCCAUGAUGGCUGCACUGACAACAUGGGUGGAAAUGGGAAUGGCCCCAGAUAGCCUUCCGGCUGUAUCGGAAGAUGGGAGUCUGUCGAGAAUUGUGUGUCCAGACCCGUUGGUAGUCACCUACCUGGGAGGAGAUCCUGAUAAGCCUGAAGGUUUCGGCUGUUGGGGAUCAAUGGGAGAACCCGAGGAUCGGACGGGCUGGCCUUUGUAUGUUGGAUGGGGCUGGGACGAUGUUGAGACAGUCGUUUGGGCAUAGAAGAUGGGUAAAGUAUAAUAGGUAGGUUGACAUAGACUUUUAGGAGGUAGGUGUUGUGGUAGAUGAGGAUGUACAAUAUGGUGGUAGCCUAACUACAGAAAUUCAAUGUAGGCUCCUUUGUGAC
Messenger RNA from Aspergillus fijiensis CBS 313.89, 1899 nucleotides. Its product is annotated as putative feruloyl esterase. The transcript has a single exon. The record is from RefSeq and is a predicted model, not a curated record. NCBI's taxonomy places the organism in Eukaryota, Fungi, Ascomycota, Eurotiomycetes, Eurotiales, Aspergillaceae. The coding region runs from base 111 to 1775 and encodes 554 amino acids.